Messenger RNA from Thalassophryne amazonica, 1007 nucleotides. It is a transcript of the gene cdk2ap2, whose product is annotated as cyclin-dependent kinase 2 associated protein 2. Gene Ontology annotation, biological process: regulation of microtubule cytoskeleton organization; negative regulation of G1/S transition of mitotic cell cycle. The coding region runs from base 234 to 569 and encodes 111 amino acids. The transcript has 5 exons. NCBI's taxonomy places the organism in Eukaryota, Metazoa, Chordata, Actinopteri, Batrachoidiformes, Batrachoididae. Gene Ontology annotation, cellular component: cytoplasm; microtubule; nucleus. The record is from RefSeq and is a predicted model, not a curated record.
AAAAUCCAAACAAGAAAAAGAAGCAGAAGAGGAGGAGGAAGUAGCGGCAGCAGCAGCAAUAGUGAUUUUCUGCUGUCUUCACAGAUGUAGCGAACGAGCUGCUUACAGUGGAUUUAAAGUCUAUUAACAAAGCUCUUAGGAGCUCAUCACCAUCAGGAAAGCUGUAUAAGCACCGGGUUGACGUGGCUGAAGGAAGUGGCGCAUCUUACGGGGAGCUGCCUGUUGACAUCACCAUGAGUUACAAGCCCAUUGCGCCUGCACCAUCUGGCUCAAACCAUACCCCUCCAGGCUCUAGUGUCCCCUCUCCUUCUCUUCCGUCCUCUUCCAACUUCAGACCUGCAUUCAGUGACUUUGGCCCACCUUCCAUGGGGUUUGUGCAGCCUGUCAAAGUGUCUCAAGGGUCAACCUACAGUGAACUUCUCUCAGUCAUUGAGGAGAUGAGCCGUGAAAUCAGGCCUACAUAUGCUGGAAGCAAGAGCGCUAUGGAGAGGCUAAAGAGAGGUAUCAUCCAUGCCCGUGCCCUGGUCAGAGAGUGUCUUGCAGAAACGGAGAGAAGUGCACGCACAUAAUCUUUGAAAAGGUCCCAUUAUCUGUCUUGUUUUUGUUUUGUUUUUUAGCCUGUCCUUUAGACUCUAUUUUUAGUCCUUUUGUUGCAGUCCUCAAUAUUAUUCACCAGUUCUACAGGCUUCUUAUUGUUUUAUAGGGUAAAUUUUGCCAUCUUCACUGUUUCCAUAUCCCGUUACUUGCAUUGUGUUAACCAACAAACAUUCUGUGCAGUUCUGUUGAAUGUGAGGGAACUUUAGUUGAAGCAAUUAUGUUGAUAAAUUGUAUUGAGCACCGGUGUGAUGUCACUUAUCUAUAACAAUGCUCAAAUUGGUUCUGUACUAUCUUGUUCAGAAUUACCAUUUUGUGUUUUGAAGACCAGUCUGAGUACAAAGUGUGGACUUUCCUCACCUUUGUGUCCAGUGUUGAUGGAAUAAACAAAUGAGGUGAAAUGUUUAUAUAUA